UGAGAGAUAAAUUUGUAAAUUAAACACUGUUGUUUCCCCUCCCCUUAAUUAUCCACACAAUGAGUGAGACUUUUUGUGUUGCAGAGACUCCAAAGCAAAAGCUGUUUCAAGACAACUCCCUUCCUGUACUUGGUGUCUGCUCUUUAAAAGUCUCAAUUCACUGAAGAAACUGCUUGAAGUCCUAUGAGAAAAGAUAUUGGUUGUGGUGAUAGAAAGCUGUCACACCCAGUGGAGUCUUAAUGUGACAUCAUUGAGGAAUUUGAACUCAGUCAUCAAAUCAUGGAUACCAUUGCCUUGCAGUCUGUACCCAUUCAGGUGGCUACCAUUCCUCUGGAUUCCACUGGUUUUGAACCUCUGUGUUUUCUCUUCGAAACUCCCUUUCCUACAAGGCUGUGUGAUCUUUUUCAAAGAAGCAUUGAGAUGCUGCCAAGUUUUGUCCUGGUACCUUUUGUCCUUGGCAUCAUUUGCUCAGAUGCUGCAGAAUUUGGUUCCAUAGCUGAAAGUGAAGAUGCUCUCCUCAGACACUUGUUCCAAGGUUAUCAGAAAUGGGUUCGGCCUGUGUUAAAUUCUAAUGACUCCAUAAAAGUAUUUUUCGGAUUGAAAAUAUCUCAGCUUGUGGAUGUGGAUGAAAAGAAUCAGUUGAUGACAACAAAUGUGUGGCUCAAACAGGAAUGGACAGACCACAAACUACGCUGGAAUCCUGAUGAGUAUGGUGGCAUUCAUUCAAUUAAAGUUCCCUCAGAAUCUCUCUGGCUUCCUGACAUAGUUCUCUUUGAAAAUGCCGAUGGACGUUUCGAGGGCUCCCUCAUGACCAAGGUCAUUGUGAGAUCCAAUGGAAGUGUCACUUGGACUCCUCCUGCCAGUUACAAAAGUUCAUGCACCAUGGAUGUUACAUUUUUCCCCUUUGACCAACAGAACUGCUCUAUGAAGUUUGGAUCCUGGACUUAUGAUGGUACUAUGGUCGACCUCAUUUUGAUAAAUGAAAAUGUUGACAGGAAAGACUUCUUUGACAAUGGAGAAUGGGAAAUACUAAAUGCAAAAGGGAUGAAAGGAAACAGAAGAGAAGGUUUAUAUUCUUAUCCAUUUAUUACCUAUUCUUUUGUCCUGAGACGCCUGCCUUUAUUUUAUACACUUUUCCUGAUAAUCCCCUGCCUGGGGCUAUCUUUUCUCACAGUUCUUGUGUUCUAUUUACCUUCAGAUGAAGGAGAAAAACUUUCCUUAUCAACGUCUGUGUUGGUAUCUCUGACCGUUUUUCUUUUAGUAAUUGAAGAAAUAAUCCCAUCUUCUUCAAAAGUCAUCCCUCUCAUUGGAGAAUACCUAUUGUUUAUUAUGAUUUUCGUCACUCUGUCAAUCAUUGUUACCGUUUUUGUAAUUAAUGUUCACCACAGAUCAUCUUCCACCUAUCAUCCCAUGGCCCCCUGGGUGAAGAAGCUGUUUCUACAAAAACUUCCUAAAUUGCUUUGCAUGAAGGAUCAUGUAGAUCGCUACUCUUUCCCAGAUAAAGAGGAGAGUCGAACAGUAGUGAAAGGUAAAGUCUUGGGCAAAAAGAAACAUAAGCAGAUUAGUGAUGGAGAAAAGGUUCUGAUCACUUUCUUGGAAAAAGCUGCAGAGUCUAUCAGAUAUAUUUCAAGACACGUGAGAAAGGAACAUUUCAUCAGCCAGGUUGUACAAGACUGGAAAUUUGUGGCUCAAGUUCUCGAUCGAAUCUUCCUGUGGCUCUUUCUGAUAGUGUCAGUUACAGGGUCGGUCCUGAUUUUUACCCCUGCUUUGAAGAUGUGGUUAAAUAGUUACCAUUAGAAACAUGUCUCCAGGGCCAUUUAAAAGCCAUGUCAUCAGGAUAAAAGUCCCACAGUAGAACUGACAUCUUCCAGCAUGUACCCAGUUUAAAUGCAUGUGUGCUUAUUUCUCAGAAUCCUGCUAAUGUGG
Dipodomys spectabilis (banner-tailed kangaroo rat) is the source of this 1926-nucleotide messenger RNA. RefSeq names its product cholinergic receptor nicotinic beta 3 subunit (gene Chrnb3). Gene Ontology annotation, cellular component: neuron projection; synapse; postsynaptic membrane. The transcript has 8 exons. Gene Ontology annotation, biological process: regulation of membrane potential; signal transduction; nervous system process. Gene Ontology annotation, molecular function: acetylcholine-gated monoatomic cation-selective channel activity; transmembrane signaling receptor activity. The record is from RefSeq and is a predicted model, not a curated record. NCBI's taxonomy places the organism in Eukaryota, Metazoa, Chordata, Mammalia, Rodentia, Heteromyidae. Bases 280 to 1797 code for a protein of 505 amino acids.